Molecule: messenger RNA, 1218 nt
Organism: Arabidopsis lyrata subsp. lyrata
Lineage: Eukaryota; Viridiplantae; Streptophyta; Magnoliopsida; Brassicales; Brassicaceae
Exons: 1
Coding region: 616-1029 (137 amino acids)
Source: RefSeq, a predicted model, not a curated record
UAUUAUUAUUGGAAACAAAACUGUAAAAGUUUAAGAUAAUUUUGAAAUCACUACUCACAAAAGUUUAUCACUGAUUUACUAGAGAAUUAUCAACGGGGAUACCAGAAUUAAAUUAUAACAUGGCCAAAACGUAAAUUUUGAGGAGCUAGCAAUACCUUCUAAAAUUGAUGAUACAAACAAAACUCGUCAGCAACAAAAAAAAUACUAAUUUCUAGUGGUAUGAUUUUGCUUUGCUUCUUACAAUUAGCUACAUAAACUUUCUAAUAUUAGCAAGUUAAUAAUUAAUCAUAAGCCAUAUUUAUAAUCUAGCUAUAAAUAAUACAUGAGAACAAAAAACAAAUCCUUCAAAUACGGUGAUAAUUAUGUAAAAAAAUUGAUACAUAAAUAUACCAUGAAAGAAAAAGCCAAAUCAUAUCUUCCAAACAUAUAAACACACAACAACAAAAGUAUAAUCAGUCUUAUUUCUCUAUGACUCUUAUCAUAAAAACUAUCCUUAUAUGUGCCUACUCAUUUGACAACUCUUUCAUCUUUCAUCUUCCCACAAAGUCCUAUUUUUAGGGUUUCAACAUUUCUUAACAAUAUCUCUCGAUCGAUCAAGGCAACAUAUAUAAAUAAAUGGAGAUUGAGAGAUCAUCUUCGUCCACGUCAUCAGAAACCGGAGCCGUCAGGCACCGUCGUACCGCGUCGUCGUCGGUCUCCACCGUGACUAGACGAAUGUACGAGUGCACUUUCUGCAAAAGAGGUUUUACGAACGCACAAGCUUUAGGUGGUCACAUGAACAUCCAUCGACGUGACCGUCUCAACAAGGCCAAGGUGCAAAACGAUGCUGACGUGGCACUCUCACAAACUCAUAGAUGUUUCCACGUGGCGUCUGAUCGUGGAGGCUACGAGCAAGUAGACUCCGUCGUGUUGAGGACGACGACCUCGAACUACAUCCAACACUUACGAAUCGGCUCGAUGGCUACAAGGAGAGAAAACGUCGUCGUUGAAGGAGAUGAAAUCGAUUUGGAGCUGCGUCUUGGCUUAUGAUCAUCAACUUCUUAUAGAUGUAUAAUACGUUUUUGGCGUUUAUUAUAUGGUUUUCGAGGAUGAUAUAUAUAUAAUCUAGGAAAGCGUAUAUGAGGCUUUAAUAUGUCAAGGUAAGAUAAUUUUGGGUGGGUAUUUAUUUAUGCAUGUUUUGUGAUCUAUCUAUGAGAUAUAUAUACAUCUUUAAUUUUA